GGCGGGAUCACCACUUACGACUAGGCUUACGUAAAACCGCACAUGCGCAGUCUCGACCCUUAAACAGCCCUUUCUAUGCUAAGCGUUGAACGACUAGCAUCAAACGAGCAUCAAGAUGCAGCUCUUCUUGCGUGCCCAGAACACUCACACCCUUGAGGUGACCGGACAGGAGACUGUUGGACAGAUCAAGGCCCAUGUCCAGGCUCUGGAGGGUCUCCUGGUUGAAGAUCAGGUGCUUUUGCUUGCUGGCUGCCCACUGGAGGAUGAUGCCUCCCUGGCAUCCUGCGGUGUCUCAGAGCACUGCACCCUGGAGGUAGCUGGCAGGCUUCUGGGAGGUAAGGUUCACGGCUCCCUGGCCCGUGCCGGAAAGGUGAGGGGACAGACACCCAAGGUUGACAAGCAGGAGAAAAAGAAAAAGAAGACUGGCCGUGCUAAGCGUCGCAUCCAGUACAACCGGCGCUUCGUGAACGUUGUGCCCACCUUUGGAAAGAAGAAGGGGCCCAACGCCAACUCCUAAGUGUUUCAAUGCCCUUAAGGAGAAAUAUGGUCACCACCCAUUAUUUUCUACCAAGUUGAAUGAUAUCCUGCUGUACAGAAUAAAAAUUGACUUGGAUGAGA
This is a messenger RNA of Scatophagus argus, 618 nucleotides long. It is a transcript of the gene faua, whose product is annotated as FAU ubiquitin like and ribosomal protein S30 fusion a. The coding region runs from base 116 to 517 and encodes 133 amino acids. Gene Ontology annotation, cellular component: ribosome; cytosolic small ribosomal subunit. Gene Ontology annotation, biological process: translation. The record is from RefSeq and is a predicted model, not a curated record. Lineage: Eukaryota; Metazoa; Chordata; Actinopteri; Scatophagidae. The transcript has 5 exons. Gene Ontology annotation, molecular function: protein binding; structural constituent of ribosome.